AUGUUACACAAACGGCUUCUCCUUGUCUGCGCACUCGCUGCCUCCAGUGUACUCUCCGCACCGAUAUACGCGCGGCAGGAUCUGACCGCCGCUGUCCAGCCAGAGGACUUUGUCGAGCCUGGCACUUCGGUAGCUGCGCCGGGCAACGUCGCUGCGACCGUACAACCAGAGGACUUCAUCGAGCCUGAUGUCGUCGCUGCUGUCCAGCCCGAGGACUUUGUUGAGCCCGACAUUGUUGACGCCGUUGAUACUACAGGCGAGGAGGAGAUCAUUGGGGAGGGCGACUCGAUUCCCGACCCGGACGACGUCCUCGCCGUGGCGAAACAAGCCGCAGAGGACGCGGCAGCUGCGGCGGCCGCGGAGUUGCCUGAUGAGGAAAUCGUUGGGGAGGACGACUCGAUAACCAAACCCGACGACCUCGCGGCCGAGGCGAAACAAGCUGCAGAGGACGCGGCCGCGGCGCUGGGCGAUGAGGAAAUCGUCGGGGAGGAUGACUCAACAACCGACAAUGACGAUCUCUUGGCCGCGGAGGCGAAAAAAGCCGCAGAGGACGCAGCAGCCGCAGCGCAGGCCGCCCUUAACCCUCCGAAGGCAACAUGUGACGUCCAAGGCCUCAGCAGCGCACUCGGCGCCGUCUCCGAGCAGGCCGGCGUGAUCCGUGGGAUCGGCACCUUCACCGGCCAGCCCGACCCCGUGCGGCGCACGUCCGAGAAGCGCGACAAGUUCGAGCAGCUGGUCGAGGCCGCCACCGACGCUGCUGCCGCUGUCAAAACCGGAAACUUUGCCCCCGCGAAGGUGAAGGUAACAGAGGUGGACCGCUUGCUGGAGGCGCUCGUCAGCGACGUGGUGGCUGCGGCGCAGUUGACCGAUGCGGACCUGGAGAUGCUCGCGCGCGUCGCGAAUGCCGUAGACAAGGCAAGCGCGUGCUAA
Molecule: messenger RNA, 930 nt
Organism: Mycena indigotica
Lineage: Eukaryota; Fungi; Basidiomycota; Agaricomycetes; Agaricales; Mycenaceae
Exons: 2
Coding region: 1-930 (309 amino acids)
Source: RefSeq, a predicted model, not a curated record